Messenger RNA from Orcinus orca (killer whale), 1508 nucleotides. It is a transcript of the gene AKAP19, whose product is annotated as chromosome 7 C2orf88 homolog. Gene Ontology annotation, molecular function: protein kinase A regulatory subunit binding. The transcript is spliced from 2 exons. Lineage: Eukaryota; Metazoa; Chordata; Mammalia; Artiodactyla; Delphinidae. The record is from RefSeq and is a predicted model, not a curated record. Bases 752 to 1039 code for a protein of 95 amino acids.
AUUUAACUCCUGGGUGUUAUCUUCUAAGAGUCUUAUAGUUUGCUUUAUAUUUAGGUCUAUGAUUCACUUUAAUUUCUGGGAAAGGUGUUAGGUCUGUCUAGAUUUUUUUUUUUUAAUAUGUGAAUGUCCAGUUGUUCCAGCACAUAUUGAAAAGGCUGUCUUUACUCCAUUGUAUUAUCUUUGCUCCUUUGUCAAAGAUCAGUUGACUGCAUUUGUGUGGGUUGGAUCUUAUUUAACUAGUCUGCCUUUUUUUUUUUUUUUUUUUUGCGGUAGUCUGCCUUUUAAUUGAAAUUUUUAGUCCAUUUUUUUUCAAGUAAUUUUUGAUAUCUGUGGGUUUAAGUCAGCCACUUUGCUGAUUUCUAAUUGUCCCAUUUUUUUUUCCUUCCCAUGUUCAUCCUUUCCUGCCUUCUUCUGGGUUAAAUGUAUCUAAUGCCUCAUUGUUUUUAAGUCAUACUUACAUUAUCUUUUUAGUUGUUUCUCUGUUAAGUUCUUUAAAAUCAUUUUCCCCCUUUUUCAGAUUGGCUAUGUCUAUAGAUGUUCAAGCUCACUAAUCUUUCUUCUCCAAUGCCCAACAGCCCACACAAUAAACUAUAUGUGAAGAUUGGUGAAAGGGAACACUGAUUUCUGAAGUAGCCUGGAGAGGAAAAGCACUGCUCAAUAUCAAGUGGACAAAUGCUUGGUGUUUUCCAAAGACGCUAUUGAAGUAGUCUUUGCUACUGCUUUCCUUCACUCAGUCAAAGCUCUUCAUAACAUGGGCUGCAUGAAAUCAAAGCAAACUUUCCCAUUUCCCACCACACUCGAGAGUGAGAAGAGGCAUGAGAGUCAAGAAAACUUUAUGCCUGAAGAGAGACUUCUACUCAGGAUGCCUUCUCUAGUUAAUGUCAAAGAGGAAGUGAAGGAACCCCUAGGGCCUGAAAUUGUGGUCUUUGAAUUUGCACACCGCCUGUCCCAGGAAAUCUUGAGUGAUGCCUUGCAGCAGUGGGCUGGCAACCACCUCAAGUACUAUGACAUCCCAUAUAUUGAGAGUGAGGGGCCUUGACGCUGUGUGUAGGAUGAUGACACUUUCUCCAACUGUGGAUAAAGUUGGUGCUAGUUUAAAUACAUGAAACAACAGCAAAAACUGGUGUGAAUAAAUACAAAUAACUCCAUCUGGGUGUAAAGAAAAAUAUUUCGAUAGCCAUCAAGAGUCUAAGAAUACCUAAAAUGAAGUGUUUUAAGCAGUUCUACAUUAACAGCAAUUUCUAUCUGCUUGGUCUUGGAUUUUAGUCAUUAAAGGGUUAAAUGUAAGUCCGCUGGUGCCACAGUAAUCAGCUGUGUCACACCACUUCCAGAGGCAACAAUGCCAUCACCAAAGAAAUAAGAAUUUUUAAAAUUCUUUAAAGAAUUUAAUUUAUUUAAAACCUGUGUUUUCAAAAUGGUCAUUUUAAAGACAUUCUUUUAAAAUAUUUGUCAAUUUAUACAAAAAAAAAACCAAGAUAUGAAAAGGAUUUUCUUGAAAUGCCUGGGCA